Molecule: messenger RNA, 2258 nt
Organism: Poecilia latipinna (sailfin molly)
Lineage: Eukaryota; Metazoa; Chordata; Actinopteri; Cyprinodontiformes; Poeciliidae
Product: protocadherin gamma-A11-like
Exons: 2
Coding region: 519-2258 (579 amino acids)
Biological process (GO): homophilic cell-cell adhesion
Cellular component (GO): plasma membrane
Molecular function (GO): calcium ion binding
Source: RefSeq, a predicted model, not a curated record
AGAGUCGAACCUUGCUUUCUUCUAGAAAUUGCAUUUGACAUGUUAUUGUCUUUUCUCUUUUCUUUUUAUUUUCAACAUUUCAUCAUAAAGAAUAAUAUAUUUUAGUAUAUGAGUAUAUUUUUAAUAAAACAUCACAAAAGUUCUAUACAAUGUAUCCCUCUUUUGUUUGUGCUCUUCAACGUAAUGCAACGAAAUAACUUUUCUCAUUCGAAAGUGUUUGCCUUUUUCAUUUUCCUCACUUUCCUGCACUGAUUCAUCCUUCUUGUUUGUAAAUGUCAUGCUCUGAAGUGCCUGUUGUUGUUUUUUUGUUGUUGUUGUUUGUUUGUUUUUUACAAAUCUUAUCCUAUCUCUGUUAUCAGAAUUUCAGUGGGAGUAUCUGCAAUGCAAUUUGGUAUUUUAACUCCAAGCGACGCUGUUGACCAGUCUGUGUUCGGUUUAUACUCUAUAAGCGAGUGGUACCUCCCAUCGUCUCUACAUUUUAGAAAGACGUAAGACUUGGACAUGGCAGUAAAUGAUAAAUGCACGGAUGUGUGUAUGCUUCAACAAUAUCGAGGCCGAAUUUUGAUCUCGUUUUGAGGAAUACCUACAUGUUUAACACAUUUUGGAUUAGUGGAAACCGUGACGCUGGACAACGGGUUUCUAUUGUGGAUCUGAAGACGUUAUCCGACAUGACUACGAGACGGCAAGUUCUAUUGUUUGUCUCGCUCAUCUCCUUCAGCACAGCGGCUGCUCAAAUCAGCUACUCUGUUCCCGAGGAAAUGACAAAGGGCUCUCUUGUUGGUCACGUUGCCCAGGAUUUAGGCUUAGAUGUGAAGCGACUGAAAAGUGGAAAAGCUCGUGUUUUCACUCGCGAUAGCACAGCAUACGUCGAGCUAAACAGAGAUAGAGGGAUUCUGCUACUGAAAGAAAGGAUAGACAGGGAGGCGCUUUGUGAGCAAAUAAUGCCCUGCGCUCUGCAUUUUCAGAUACUACUGGAAGAUCCUAUGGAAUUUUAUAGUGUCACUGUGGAAAUAACAGAUAUAAACGACAACCCUCCGACAUUUAGAACAAGCCAGGCUCAUUUUAACAUCAGUGAAUCUGCGCUUAUUGGCACAACAUUCACACUAGACCGAGCCACAGAUCUCGAUGUGGGAGAAAAUAGUUUGAAAGCAUAUUCUUUGAACCCCUCUGAUAUUUUUUCCCUGAAGUCCGUUAAUCAAAUGGAUGAUGGUAAAAAUAUUGAAAUGGUUUUGAAUGCGCAGCUCGAUAGGGAGAAAAAUGAACUGCUGACAUUGGUUCUGACGGCGGUGGAUGGGGGAGACCCGCAGAUGACCGGAACAAUGCAAAUAAUAAUCAAUGUUUUAGACGCAAAUGACAACGCUCCUGUUUUUAAACAACCUGUUUAUAAAGCUUUUAUAAAAGAAGAUCAACCGAUAGGAACAGUAAUAAUUAGAAUUACUGCAACAGAUGCGGACGAGGGAGCUAAUGGUCGUAUUUCGUAUUCAAUUUCAGCUAUGACAGAUCAGGGCCAUGGGCUGUUUAAAAUAGAUAAAGGAAGCGGCGAAGUCACAUUAAAUGGAAAAAUAGAUUAUGAGAAAGCAAAAAAUUACGAGGUGAAUCUUCGAGCAUCGGAUGAUGGUGGACUGACUGGAUCUUCUAAACUGAUCGUUGAUAUAAUAGACGUGAAUGACAACCGCCCAGACAUACAUAUCAUGUCUAAAUCAAAUAUGAUUUCAGAAGAUGCAAAACCCAACACCGUCGUGACCAUUAUAAAUGUGGAGGACGCAGAUUCAAAUGAUAAUGGCAACGUGCAUUGUGUGAUAAAUAAUAACGAUUAUUUUGCUUUAAAGUCCACAUCCGAAAAAUUUUACACUUUAAUGACAGAAAGUGAAUUAGAUAGAGAGAGAAUCUCUGCAUAUAAUAUCACAGUGACCUGUUCUGAUGAAGGCGUACCCUCCUUCUCCAGCAGCGUCACUUUCACCUUACAGAUUUCUGAUGUGAAUGACAACGCACCUGUCUUUGAGAGGAGCUCAUAUGAGGCCUACAUUGUAGAAAACAACACACCAGGUGUGUCUAUAUUUACAGUGAAAGCCAAAGACGCUGACUGGAAUCAAAAUGCUCGUGUUUCUUACAUACUAGAGGAAUCCUCUGUUAACGGAGUGCCAGUCUCCUCAUAUGUGUCCGUCAGUGCUGAUAGUGGAGUCAUUCAUGCAGGUCGAUCUUUUGACUAUGAGCAGAUAAAAGAUUUCCGGUUAAGCAUUAAAUACCCUGGCCAGUGA